AUGGGUGACACUCCAUUGGCCUCGUUGUCUUUGACUCAUGUCCACUACAACCCCGAGGACCAGCUGUCGUUGGCUUCAGCUUGGGUGGCUCUGAUUCCACAGGCACUAUGUGUCUCUUACGCGACCUUGAUCUGGUCUACCCGCGAAGUGGAAGUCAUCCUAAUGUUUGUUGGACAGAUGGGCUGUGAGGGUCUGAACUUUGUCCUUAAACGACUCAUCAAGGAAGAGCGACCGAAGGAGAUGUUUGGUAAGGGUUAUGGAAUGCCCUCUUCCCACGCCCAAUUUAUGACCUUCUUCUCCGUCUACCUCACCUUGUUCCUCCUUUUCCGCCACAGCAAAGCUUCCGCCAGCUCUUACCCCAACGCUGCCGUCCUCCUGCGAUUCCUGGUGAUGCUGGCCCUGUGUCUGGGAGCUGCCGGUGUUGCCGCCAGCCGCGUUUACCUCAACUACCACACCCCGAAACAGGUGCUUGCCGGCUGUGGCGCCGGGUUCACCUGUGCAUGCGCCUGGUUCAUCGUCACCAGCCUGCUCCGUCGCACUGGCUGGAUUGAAUGGGGUCUCGAGCUGACUAUUUCUCGCUUGAUGAGAGUUCGCGACCUGGUGGUAAGUGAGGACCUGGCCGAGGCCGGCUGGCAACGUUGGGAGACCCAGAGAUUGAAACUCCGCGAUAGUAAGAAGGGGAAGAAGGCGGCGUAA
Molecule: messenger RNA, 696 nt
Organism: Penicillium salamii
Lineage: Eukaryota; Fungi; Ascomycota; Eurotiomycetes; Eurotiales; Aspergillaceae
Source: the annotation of a GenBank genome assembly